AUCCCCAACAAAAAGUCACGUGCUUUCAGAAAAAGCCGACCUCUUUCCCCCCACCCGCACAUCCGCCACAACAGCUAUUCCACAAUCGCGGCAAUUCCUCCCGGCAAAUUGCAUUCAAUUGGUUUCUCUUCUGGGCGUUUUGACCCAAAAACUGAUCUGGGUCGCCUUCAAAUUCAUCAAAUUUCCACUAUUUACAACCCGAUUUGCUUCCAGAACCGGUCUUCGUCCUAUAAUCUGAUCUGGGUCGUCUUCAAAAUCACAAAUUUCCAACACCAACGGCCUCAAUUGCUUUAAAAAAUUGAUUAUUUGGCCGAUAAUUGAAUAUCGUUCUGCGACCCAGAACCAUGGUUUCUGUGUCGAAUUCAGUGUUGUUUCCUCUGGCGACAUCUAGCGGCUUCACAUCCGAUGGUUUUUCUCGGUCCGUUAGAUUUGCAAGGACGAUCAAUUGUAGUAGUGACAAGCAAAAGGGAGAGCAAAGAAACGUUUUGUGUGCUUGUAUGGAGCCUCCCCCCAAACUGCGGAGCGAUGAAUCCUUUGCAGCUAAAUUCGAGGGUUUUUCUGAUCAGGAUCCAUUUAAAUCAGAGGAUUUAAGUACAGUUUGGGAACCCGAGGAUGACUCUGAUGUUCUAAUCGAGUGUAGAGACGUCUACAAAUCGUUUGGCGAGAAGCAUAUAUUGAGAGGUGUGAGCUUCAAGAUUAGGCAUGGCGAAGCUGUUGGAAUAAUUGGGCCUUCUGGCACGGGAAAAUCUACAGUUCUGAAGAUUAUGGCAGGGCUUCUUGCUCCUGACAAGAUUUGUCCUUUGUGUAACGAGCAGGGAGAGGUGUACAUUCGAGGUCGAAAGAGAAUUGGUUUGAUCAGCGAUGAUGAGAUAUCUGGUCUUCGGAUUGGAUUGGUGUUUCAGAGCGCUGCACUAUUUGAUUCUUUGACUGUUCGUGAUAAUGUUGGUUUCCUUCUGUAUGAAAAUUCGAGCAUGCCCGAGGAUCAAAUUUCAAAGCUUGUGACUGAGAGCUUGGCCGCAGUCGGGUUAAAGGGAGUUGAGGAUCGAUUACCUUCGGAGCUAUCUGGUGGAAUGAAGAAACGAGUUGCUCUGGCUCGAUCCAUAAUUUAUGAUACCACAAAGGAGGCGAUAGAGCCAGAGGUGCUCUUAUAUGAUGAGCCAACAGCUGGACUUGAUCCUAUUGCUUCUACUGUGGUAGAAGACCUCAUCCGCUCUGUACAUACAAAAGGUCGGGAUGCAAUCAAGAAACCUGGGCAGAUCGCAUCUUACGUUGUUGUUACUCACCAACAUAGUACCAUCAGACGAGCUGUUGACAGGUUGUUGUUUCUCUACGAGGGCAAGAUAGUAUGGCAAGGAAUGACUCAUGAAUUCACAACCUCAACAAAUCCAAUCGUUCAACAGUUUGCUUCCGGGAGCUUGGACGGCCCGAUUAAAUAUUAGAACUGGUUCUUGGUGUGCAUAUUACACGAACAACUUCUUACUCUGUUAGUUUCGAAUCUUUGAGUUCCGGUUCGGCGCCACUGUUGGAGAAAAUGCAUUCAAAACUGAAGAAUAUAGUUGAUUUUAUGGGCCAUAACUUAUGGCAUAUUAUUAUAACGGGUAUCCAUUGAUUAUGGGUAUUAUCUGCGAUUAUAACGAGUA
Messenger RNA from Malus domestica (apple), 1640 nucleotides. Its product is annotated as protein TRIGALACTOSYLDIACYLGLYCEROL 3, chloroplastic-like. Gene Ontology annotation, molecular function: ATP hydrolysis activity; ATP binding. NCBI's taxonomy places the organism in Eukaryota, Viridiplantae, Streptophyta, Magnoliopsida, Rosales, Rosaceae. The record is from RefSeq and is a predicted model, not a curated record.